GGCGCCACCAUGGAAGAUCCCGCCUGCUGCAGCCCGCUGCGGAUCUACCUGGAGCGCAGGGACUUGGAGCGCCUGCUCGAGAAGAACCGCCGAGACUACCAGAGGCUCAAGUCGCAGGACGUCAAGACCAUCCUACUAGGUUGUGGAUCCUCGGGAAAAUCGACAUUUAUGAAGCAGGUCAGGAUCAUUGAAGAAGGUGGUUUUCAAGAGGCUGAACGAAUGACAUACAAACCAAUAAUUUGCCAAAACAUUAUCUCAGAAGCUCAGAAACUGAUAAUGGCAAUGGAGCUGUAUGGAUUUCCUUAUGAAUUAGAGACAACAGAGGAAUGUGCAAGAAGAAUCAUGGACAUUAAUGUAGGAAAUGUGACUGAAAUGGAUGAUGAACUUUUGGCAGCUAUCAGAGAGGUCUGGAAUGACGCGAAUGUACAAAUUUGCUACGAUCGUCGAGAUGAGCUAUACCUCCUGGAUUCCACAAAAUACUACAUGGAGAGGCUCGACAUCAUAGGGGCUGCUGGAUACAUCCCUACAGUGCAGGACGUUGUAAGGUCCCGGAGCCCCACAACCAGCAUCGUCGAGUACAAGGUGCCUGUCGAGAACUACGAUAGGAAGCUCUGCAUUGUCGACGUGGGAGGACAGAGAACAGAACGACCCAAGUGGCUUCACUGUUUCGAAAACUGUGUCGCAUUUAUAUUUAUAUCGGCAAUAAGCGAAUACAACCAACUGGAUGAACGUGGACAGAAUCGUCUCAGUGUGAGCCUGGCGCUAUUCAGUGUGCUGCUCACCUGCUCGGCAUUCAGAUACGCUUCUGUCAUUGUCUUUCUGAACAAAAUAGACAUUUUUGAUGACAAGAUAAUGAAAUAUGAUCUGUGCAAUUACUUCCCAGAGUACGCUGGACCCAAACAGGAUGCAGAAGCAGCAAAGAACUUUAUUGCAGAUAAGUUCCAGGAGUGCUGUGAAAAGGAAAGGAACGAUGACAACAAGGGUGUUUACAUACGCUACACUUGUGCGACAGAUACAAAAAAUAUUGAGGCAGUAUUCUCGACUGUCCGAGAUUUCAUCAUAAAGAAGAUGUUGGAACAGUGCCACGUCUUCUAACAAUAUUGACAAUUGCGAUGUAGUGUUCUGUUGGCUUCCUGGCAAGAGCUGUAAAUAGCAACAAUUUGUUCUCAAAACGUUUCUGAAAUUAUAAAUCCAUAUUAUAUGGUAUUUUUAUUAAUUAGGAAAAUCUAGGAGCAAAUUUAUUGUGUGUCCACGUAAGAACUGUAAAUAUUAAGGGAGAUAA
Schistocerca serialis cubense is the source of this 1282-nucleotide messenger RNA. Its product is annotated as guanine nucleotide-binding protein subunit alpha-11-like. Gene Ontology annotation, biological process: adenylate cyclase-modulating G protein-coupled receptor signaling pathway. Lineage: Eukaryota; Metazoa; Arthropoda; Insecta; Orthoptera; Acrididae. Bases 10 to 1095 code for a protein of 361 amino acids. The transcript has 8 exons. Gene Ontology annotation, molecular function: guanyl nucleotide binding; G-protein beta/gamma-subunit complex binding; G protein-coupled receptor binding. Gene Ontology annotation, cellular component: heterotrimeric G-protein complex. The record is from RefSeq and is a predicted model, not a curated record.